AUGCGGCAAGGGCGUGCUAAGACUUAUCGCAAGCUGAUGUCCAUGUACUGCAUGUCGUUUGGCUUUAGGCAGCCAUACCAGGUUCUAGUCGACUCUGAGAUGUGCAAACACGCCGCCUCCCAACAGCACGACUUCCUGAAGCAACUCGGGGUCGUCCUACAAGGGUCCGUCAAACUCAUGAUCACCCAGUGCUGCAUCCAAGAGCUCUAUCUGCAAGCAAAGGAGCAGCAGCCCGCGGUAGACCUCGCCAAGACGUUCGAGCGGCGGAAAUGCAACCACCGUGUGGCGAUACCUGGGGACGAGUGUAUUGCGAGCCUUGUCGGUGAGACAAACAAACAUCGCUAUGCUAUCGCGACGCAAUCAACAGAACUGCGCUCAAAACUACGCGACGUGCCUGCUGUCCCCAUCGUUCAUAUCAACCGUUCGGUCACGAUACUGCAGCCGCCAAACAAGGCUACGCUAGAAGCGAAAGAAUCUGCGGAGGCGAAAUUGCUUCACCCAUCUGCGCCUGAGAUUGCUGGCCUGCCAUCUACCACCGCUACCGAGCCACCAAAGAAGAAAAAGAAGGGUCCAAAAGGCCCGAACCCCCUCAGCGUGAAGAAGAAGAAGCCGAAGUCUGAGCAACUCAGCAGUCACAACGAGCGCAGGACACCUUUCGCGAGUGAGCAGUCCCGGAUGAGCGGGAAACGGAAGCGAGACGAGCCCAACAUUAACACCGAUAAAGAUCACAAAACCAAAGAUGAGAGUAUACGCGCACGGAAACGACGACGGCGAAGAGGAAAUCAGUCCGGCAUUGUCGUUCUCGAGGAGACGUCGUGA
This is a messenger RNA of Laetiporus sulphureus 93-53, 819 nucleotides long. RefSeq lists its product as uncharacterized. Gene Ontology annotation, molecular function: small ribosomal subunit rRNA binding. The coding region runs from base 1 to 819 and encodes 272 amino acids. NCBI's taxonomy places the organism in Eukaryota, Fungi, Basidiomycota, Agaricomycetes, Polyporales, Laetiporaceae. The transcript has 5 exons. The record is from RefSeq and is a predicted model, not a curated record. Gene Ontology annotation, cellular component: small-subunit processome; nucleolus.